Molecule: messenger RNA, 1309 nt
Organism: Neltuma alba
Lineage: Eukaryota; Viridiplantae; Streptophyta; Magnoliopsida; Fabales; Fabaceae
Product: tetraspanin-2-like
Exons: 2
Coding region: 304-1113 (269 amino acids)
Biological process (GO): auxin-activated signaling pathway
Cellular component (GO): membrane
Source: RefSeq, a predicted model, not a curated record
UAAAAGUGGGUCCAAAAAAUCAAAAUGGUCAUGAUAAAGAGAACAUCAGAAGAGAUAGGCGUUAAGUACAUUUAAUGAAUAAUGAAACAGAUCCUGGACGGGAAAGGGAGGAGCCCGUAAAUACGAGCAAUAAUACACAAUAACAGUGUCAUCCAGCGAGUCAAGAUUCCGUUCACAUCUCUCUAUCUAUUUCACCCACAAAACCACACGGAGUUAAAAGCUCAUCCCCACUGCAUCUGCAUAUCACCCAAAGGGCUCCAAAUCAAACUCAAUUCGCCGCCUCCAAACUCCAAAACAAGUAAAAUGGGAGUGAGCAACAACAUCACCGCCGUCCUCAACUUCAUCGCCUUCCUCGCUUCCAUCCCCAUCAUCGCCGCCGGCAUUUGGCUCGCCCAGAACCCCGACAACGAGUGCAUCCGUAACUUCCGUUGGCCCAUCGUCAUCCUCGGCAUCCUCGUCCUCCUCGUUUCCCUCGCCGGCUUCGUCGGUGCCUACUGGAACAAGCAGGGCCUCCUCGCUCUAUACCUAUUCUCCAUGGCCCUCCUCAUCGUCAUCCUCCUCAUCCUCCUCAUUUUCGCCUUCGUCGUCACUCGACCCGACGGCACCUACCACGUUCCCGGCAGAGCCUACGAAGAAUCCAGGCUCGACGGCUUCUCCGCCUGGCUGAGGGACCAUAUCACCAGUUCUGGGAGUUGGGCCAAGAUCAGAUCUUGUUUGGCUGAUUCGGAUACAUGCAUUAAGCUCGCCCAGGAAUAUAUCACUGCCGACCAGUUCUUCAAUUCUCAUCUCUCUUCUUUACAGUCAGGGUGUUGCAAGCCUCCAUCGGUAUGUGGGUACAGCUACGUGAGCCCCAUAAUGUGGGUGAACCCGGCGAAUCCCACGGCGGACCCGGACUGCUACAUGUGGAGCAACGAUCAGAACCAGCUGUGUUACAACUGCAACGCGUGCAAGGCAGGGCUGCUGGGCAACCUCCGGAAAGAGUGGAGGAAGGCGAACGUGAUACUGAUAGUGGCGGUGGUGGUGCUCAUAUUUGUGUACGUGAUAGCCUGCAGCGCCUUCAAGAACGCCCAAACGGAGGAGCUCUUCGACCGCUACAAGCGGGGUUGGGUUUAACUUUCCCAAACACCCCCUAAUGUACAUCCUCACAUGUUUUCUUUUCUAUCCGCAUCUCAAUGUGUUCCCAAUAACGCUUGCUGUAGUUAAGUUUCCCACUUUACUACCAAGGUGUACUCUGUCGAUUCCCGGCUCACAAAUAUUGUACCAUUUAUUGAUUAUUGAUUUUUAAUGCACACGAGCUCGCUUAUGGCCA